GAGGUCGCAUUCAUUCAAGUAGCUACGCAUGUGGAUUUUAGUUGGCUGUUUACACUAGAAACCAUAGCCUUUAAAACGGCAGUAUGAGAUGAAGACAAAUAAGGCAAGUCGGUAAGAUGUUAGCUUAUUAUUUAUUUAUAUAUGACCGAAUUUAUUAUUAGAAAAUAGCAUCAAUUGGUAUUUAUUUUAUAAUAUUUCCAUUUUGGGCAUCAGGUCUUCAGCUACUCUCAGAUGUAUAUCAUACUAUCAGUGUAGUCUCUGGAUUGUCAUCAAAUGAGUUGGUCACACGGAUCAGAUGAGUUUGCACUUUGCCUGAAGGUGUGUGCUUAUAAAAGGUUUUAAAACUACUAUAGAGUGUGGUUCCACUGGGGCUGUGCAGACAUCAGCAUCAUGCCCCUGUCAGACUUUCUGGACGGCCUGAAGGACAACCCUUACUUCGGGGCUGGGUUCGGACUGGUGGGGAUUGGGACAGCCAUGGCAGUGGCCAGGAAAAGCGCCCAGGUUGGGAUGAUCUUCUUCCGCAGGAACUACAUGAUCACUCUGGAGGUCCCCAGCAAGGAUAAGAGCUACCACUGGCUGCUGAGCUGGAUCACCAAACACGCCAAGCACACCCAACACCUGAGCGUGGAGACCUCCUACCUGGCCCAUGAGAGCGGACGGGUUCACACGCAGUUUGACUUCCACCCGAGCCCCGGGAACCACAUCAUCUGGUACGGCAGGAAGUGGAUCAGGGUGGAGAGGACCAGGGAGAAGCAGAUGGUGGAUCUGCACACCGGCACCCCGUGGGAGUCUGUAACCUUCACUGCUUUAGGCAGGGACAGACAAAUCUUCUUUAACAUCCUACAAGAAGCGAGGGAAUUGGCCAUGAAGCAGGAAGAGGGACGGACAGUGAUGUACACAGCCAUGGGCGCCGAGUGGAGGCCAUUUGGGUUUCCGCGGCGACGCCGACCCCUCAGCUCUGUGGUGCUGCAGGAGGCCGUGGCCGAACGGAUCGUAGACGAUGUGAAGGAGUUCAUCGGAAACCCCAAGUGGUACACAGACAGAGGCAUCCCCUACAGAAGAGGAUAUCUGCUGUACGGCCCCCCAGGGUGUGGGAAAAGCAGCUUUAUCACGGCGCUGGCUGGAGAGCUGGGCUACAGCAUCUGUCUGAUGAGUCUGAGCGACCGCAGCCUGUCAGACGACCGGCUGAACCACCUGCUGAGCGUGGCCCCCCAGCAGAGCAUCAUCCUGCUGGAGGACGUCGACGCAGCCUUCGUCAGCCGAGACCUGCUGCCCACUGAGAACCCUCUGGCCUACCAGGGGAUGGGCAGACUGACCUUCAGCGGCCUGCUCAACUCUCUGGACGGAGUGGCUUCCUCUGAGGCCAGAAUCGUUUUUAUGACCACCAACUUCAUUGACAGGUUGGACCCGGCGCUGAUCCGGCCCGGCCGUGUGGAUCUGAAGCAGUACAUCGGGAACUGCACCCACGGGCAGCUCACUCAGAUGUUCUGGAGGUUCUACCCGGAGGAGCCUGCCUCUGAAGCGGACCGCUUUGCAGAGCAGGCGCUGGCCGUGCACUCUGAGAUCAGCGCCGCUCAGGUGCAGGGACACUUCCUGCUGCACAAAAUGGACCCUGCAGGAUCUAUAGACAAUGUUGCCCAGCUGAAAUAAUGACAGAGGACUGCAGUGUUUGGAGAGUGAUUACUGAAUAAAGAGAAAUGUGAAAAACA
Molecule: messenger RNA, 1709 nt
Organism: Gymnodraco acuticeps
Lineage: Eukaryota; Metazoa; Chordata; Actinopteri; Perciformes; Bathydraconidae
Gene: bcs1l
Product: mitochondrial chaperone BCS1
Exons: 7
Coding region: 391-1650 (419 amino acids)
Biological process (GO): protein insertion into mitochondrial inner membrane from matrix; mitochondrial respiratory chain complex III assembly
Cellular component (GO): mitochondrial inner membrane
Molecular function (GO): ATP hydrolysis activity; ATP binding
Source: RefSeq, a predicted model, not a curated record